GGCCCCGCAGCCCGAGAUGCCGGACCUCAGCCACCUCACGGAGGAAGAGCGGAAGAUCAUCCUGGCCGUCAUGGACCGCCAGAAGAAGGAAGAGGAGAAGGAGCAAUCCGUGCUCAAAAAAUUACAUCAGCAGUUUGAGAUGUAUAAGGAGCAAGUGAAGAAGAUGGGUGAAGAAUCACAGCAGCACCAGGAGCAGAAGGGUGAUGCCCCAACCUGUGGCAUCUGCCACAAAACAAAAUUUGCUGAUGGCUGUGGCCAUAACUGUUCGUAUUGCCAAACUAAAUUCUGUGCGCGCUGCGGAGGAAGAGUGUCUCUGCGGUCAAACAAGGAGGACAAAGUGGUAAUGUGGGUAUGUAACUUGUGCCGAAAACAACAAGAAAUCCUCACAAAAUCAGGAGCCUGGUUCUAUAACAGUGGAUCACACGCACCACAGCAGCCAGACCAAGAAGGAAUUAGAGCUCUGAGGAAUGAGGAAGCACCUCAAGAGAAAAAAGCAAAACUGCAGGAGCAUCCACAGUACCAGGGACCACCAGGUGACAUAUCCACACAAGCUUUGGACAAAAACAGAUCUCAAGGGCUCACAAGACAAGACUCCAUUAAGAAUGGUUCAACAGUAAAGCAUCAAGUAACAAGUGACACAUCAGACAGGAAAAGAAGCCCUUCAAUAUCAAGAGAACAGAGCAGAAGAUACGACCAGAGGGACGAGAGAGACGAAUACUCGCAGUAUGCUACAUCAGACAGUGCGAUGCCCAGGUCACCAUCAGAUUAUUCAGAUAGGCGGUCACAGCGUGGGCCUCAGUUAUACGAAGAACCUGAACUGGGUGAUUAUAGAGAUUCCAACAGAAGGAGCCGCAGGCGUUCCAAGGAGUAUCCGGUAGAAGAAGAAGAUGCGCAAAGCAGGGAAGAAUAUGAAAGGCAAAGGAGGGAAGAGGAAUACCAGGCACGAUACCGAAGUGAUCCUAAUUUGGCUCGUUAUCCAGUCAAGCCACAGCCAUAUGAGGAGCAAAUGCGUAUCCACGCCGAAGUGUCCCGAGCACGUCACGAACGGAGACACAGCGAUGUCUCGCUGGCAAACACAGAGCUGGAGGAUUCGCGGAUGUCCAUGCUCAGGAUGGAACGGCCGUCAAGACAAAGAUCAGUGUCUGAGCGCAGGGCUGCCAUGGAAAAUCAACGUUCAUACUCUAUGGAAAGAACUCGAGAGGCUCAGGGACCAAGUCCCAAUCGCCAGAGGACCACAAAUCAUAGCCCUCCUACACCUAGGAGGAGUCCAAUUCCUCUGGAAAGACCAGACAUGAGGCGCUCUGAUUCUUUAAGGAAACAGCACCAUUUGGAUCCCAGUUCUGCUGUCCGGAAAACAAAACGUGAAAAGAUGGAGACCAUGUUACGGAAUGAUUCACUCAGCUCAGACCAGUCUGAAUCCGUCAGACCUCCACCACCAAAGCCCCAUAAAACGAAAAAGGGAGGUAAAAUGCGCCAGGUUUCAUUAAGUAGCUCAGAAGAAGAAUUGGCAUCCACUCCAGAAUAUACAAGUUGUGAUGAUGUAGAGAUUGAAAGUGAAAGUGUUAGUGAAAAAGGAGACAUGGAUUACAACUGGUUGGACCAUACGUCUUGGCAUAGCAGUGAGGCAUCCCCAAUGUCUUUGCAUCCAGUCACUUGGCAACCAUCCAAAGAUGGAGAUCGUCUCAUUGGUCGGAUUUUGUUAAAUAAACGACUAAAGGAUGGAAGUGUGCCUAGAGAUUCAGGAGCAAUGCUUGGAUUGAAGGUAGUAGGAGGAAAGAUGACUGAAUCAGGUCGACUCUGCGCAUUUAUCACCAAAGUUAAAAAAGGAAGCUUAGCUGAUACAGUUGGGCAUCUUAGACCAGGUGAUGAAGUAUUAGAAUGGAAUGGAAGGAUACUACAAGGAGCCACCUUUGAGGAGGUGUAUAAUAUCAUUUUAGAAUCCAAACCUGAGCCACAAGUAGAACUUGUAGUUUCAAGACCAAUAGGGGACAUUCCCAGAAUACCUGACAGUACACAUGCACAGCUGGAGUCCAGUUCUAGUUCAUUUGAAUCUCAAAAAAUGGACCGACCUUCUAUUUCAGUGACUUCUCCUAUGAGUCCUGGCAUGUUAAGGGAUGUUCCACAGUUCUUGUCUGGACAACUUUCAAGCCAAAGCCUUAGUAGAAGAACAACGCCUUUUGUUCCUAGGGUUCAGAUAAAACUGUGGUAUGACAAGGUUGGUCAUCAGUUAAUAGUGACCAUACUGGGAGCAAAGGAUCUUCCUUCAAGGGAAGAUGGGAGGCCAAGGAAUCCUUAUGUUAAAAUUUACUUUCUUCCAGACAGAAGUGAUAAAAAUAAAAGAAGAACAAAAACAGUAAAGAAAACAUUGGAACCUAAGUGGAAUCAGACAUUUAUUUAUUCUCCAGUUCAUCGGAGAGAGUUUAGAGAACGAAUGUUAGAAAUCACACUCUGGGACCAAGCACGAGUUCGAGAGGAAGAAAGUGAAUUUUUAGGAGAGAUUCUUAUUGAGUUAGAGACAGCAUUACUAGAUGAUGAACCUCACUGGUACAAACUUCAAACACAUGAUGUCUCUUCAUUGCCACUUCCCCAUCCCUCACCAUAUUUGCCACGCAGACAACUCCAUGGAGAGAGUCCCACACGGAGGUUACAAAAUAAAGGCUUAUAUUCAUAUAAUUCAGGAUCCAAAAGAAUCAGUGACAGUGAAGUCUCUGAUUAUGACUGUGAUGAUGGAAUUGGUGUUGUUUCAGACUACCGACAUAAUGGGAGAGAUCUUCAAAGUUCAACACUGUCAGUGCCAGAGCAAGUAAUGUCAUCUAACCAUUGUUCUCGAUCAGGGUCCCCUCACCGUGGAGAUAGUAUAGGACGGACUAGAUCGUGGUCUCCCAGUGUCCCUCCCCCACAAAGUCGGAAUGUGGAUCAGGGCCUGCGAGGGACCCGAUCGCCGGCUGCGCACUACAACACCCUGAACCGCAUGGACCGGCACCGAGGGAUGGAGGAGCACUACUCCCCCGACAGAGAGAGGAAUUGUGAAGCAGCAGAUAGACAGCCAUAUCAAAGAUCCCGAUCAACAGAGCAACGUCCUGUGCUAGAGCGGACCAACUCCCGCUCCCGAUCCACAGAGCGUCCUGACUCAAACCUCAUCAGGUCGAUGCCUUCAUUAAUGACUGGAAGAUCUGCCCCUCCUUCACCUGCCUUACCGAGGUCACAUCCUCGAACUGGGUCUGUCCAGACAAGUCCAUCAAGUACUCCAGUAGUAGGGCGAAGGGGCAGGCAGUUACCGCAGCUCCCACCAAAGGGGACGUUGGAGAGAAAAGAAGCGGAAUCAUCAAGGAGAACAAACUCAGAAGAAAAGAAAACAGAUCCAGAGAAUGGGGAUACAGGUGCAUUGGAUGUAGAAGAAAGGAAUCGCCAAAUGAAAAUGAGCAAGUACAAACAGGUAGCAGGAUCAGAUUCCAGGCUGGAACAAGAUUAUCAUUCUAAGUAUCGGGCGGGGCGGGAUCCCCACCGGGGCUCAGACAAUGUGUCCAACAAGUCUUCGGACAGCGAUGUCAGCGACGUCUCGGCCGUGUCCCGCACCAGCAGCGCCUCCCGCUUCAGCAGCACCAGCUACAUGUCCGUCCAGUCAGAGCGCCCGAGGGGGAACAAGAAAAUAAGUGUCUUUACAUCCAAAAUGCAAAGCAGACAGAUGGCCAUCUCAGGAAAGAACAUGACAAAGAGCACCAGCAUCAGCGGGGAGAUGUACACGCUGGAGAAGAACGACGGCAGCCAGUCGGACACGGCCGUGGGCACUGUUGGUGGUGGCAGCAAAAAGAGGCGCUCCAGCAUCGGUGCAAAGAUGGUCGCCAUCGUGGGGCUGUCAAGAAAAAGCCGUAGCACGUCACAGCUCAGCCAAACUGAAGCAGGGGGCAAGAAGCUGCGGAGCACCGUCCAGAGGAGCACGGAGACAGGGCUGGCCGUGGAGAUGAGGAACUGGAUGACUCGCCAGGCGAGCCGGGAGUCAACUGAUGGGAGUAUGAACAGCUACAGCUCUGAGGGAAAUUUGAUCUUCCCUGGUGUGAGAUUGGCUGCAGACAGCCAGUUCAGUGAUUUUCUGGAUGGACUUGGUCCUGGCCAGCUUGUAGGACGACAGACUUUGGCAACACCAUCAAUGGGAGAUAUUCAGGUGGGAAUGAUGGACAAAAAAGGACAACUGGAAGUAGAAAUAAUCCGAGCCCGUGGCCUUGUUGUAAAACCAGGUUCAAAGACACUGCCAGCACCAUAUGUAAAGGUGUAUCUAUUAGAAAAUGGAGUCUGCAUAGCCAAAAAGAAAACAAAGGUAGCAAGAAAAACGCUGGAACCACUUUAUCAGCAACUCCUAUCAUUUGAAGAAAGUCCCCAAGGGAAAGUUUUACAGAUAAUUGUUUGGGGAGACUAUGGACGUAUGGAUCACAAAUCCUUUAUGGGAGUGGCACAGAUACUUUUAGAUGAACUGGACCUGUCCAACAUGGUGAUUGGGUGGUUCAAACUUUUCCCUCCUUCUUCCCUAGUAGACCCAACCUUAGCUCCUCUCACUAGAAGAGCUUCCCAAUCAUCUCUUGAAAGUUCAACAGGACCUUCGUAUGCUCGCUCAUAGCAGCUGUGAAACUGUUGUCAUAGCAACCAGCGUUACAAAAAAAUAAAAUUACAGGUCGCAAACCCUGGUAACACUGCAUGCUUAAUGUUGUGUCUUCUGAGCCUGUUUCUAGGGCUGCAACGCGAUCCUGUGUUCUCAAGGAAGUUGCACACAUUGUGCCCUACGGAAGGCCCUCAGGUGAUGGACUGAAAUCAUGAAGAACUGAUAGGUUUGGAGUUCAGGGACUUGGUUUUGGUCCAAUCUGAAGCCAUGGACUAAACUAAAGAAAUCAAUCUGUUUCAUGCAACAAAAGUCCUUUUCAAUGGCAUAUCUGUUUUGUUGCUCCCAUUUCUUUAUUUAUCUGCCCUUCCCUCCCAAAGUUUGGUUAUGCCACAGAAGCAGAGUUACCCUUCCAUGAAGCCACAUUACAAGUCAGUGGAUUAGCAGAUGUUGGAAGAAAAGAAGAAUCUAAGGAUGCUGGAAAAGUCAACUGGCACUUGCAGCAGUUGCUUGAGAUCUGAAAACUCUUCAUAUUGAAAAGGUUCAAGGCUUAAAGUGGCAGGCUUCAUACCUCCAGCUGUUCACACAGUGAACCCCAGACAUGAUGGACUCUCUGAAAAAUAAAAUUCUGUGGAUAUACUGUACUGUAUGAAAUUAAGAAACUUUUUUGCAUGGACACAGAUUUAGCUGAACACUUAAAUUAUUUUCUUGGGGCUGCAACUUGGAAAAAAAAAAAAAGAAUAAAUCAGCCAUUUUCAACAGUUUAUAUUAUUUUUAAAAAUAAAUUUCACUAGUGCAUGGUUUUAAAGGGAAGAGAAUGCAACAGGGUGAUACAAAGACACACCACGUUUAUCAUUCUUUAAACCAGUCAUGGUCUGUGUUUUUGCAGACUUAUAUUAAA
Messenger RNA from Ficedula albicollis (Collared flycatcher), 5492 nucleotides. RefSeq names its product regulating synaptic membrane exocytosis 2 (gene RIMS2). Bases 17 to 4612 code for a protein of 1531 amino acids. NCBI's taxonomy places the organism in Eukaryota, Metazoa, Chordata, Aves, Passeriformes, Muscicapidae. Gene Ontology annotation, biological process: positive regulation of synaptic transmission; regulation of membrane potential; intracellular protein transport. Gene Ontology annotation, cellular component: presynaptic membrane; cytoskeleton of presynaptic active zone. Gene Ontology annotation, molecular function: small GTPase binding; transmembrane transporter binding. The record is from RefSeq and is a predicted model, not a curated record. The transcript is spliced from 31 exons.